CGUUUAAAUCUAGAUGGAAACAGUGAUGGUUAAACCGUGAACGCAACGCAUUCGUGUGCAGUGACGACGUCCACCGGAAUAAAGUGAUCAGUUAGGAUUAAGGUCACGAACAUCAGAAUGCUCGCCCUUUAUCGUCGACUUUGAACGCCGAAGGGUGACUGUAGCAUCGCCUGCACUAAAUGGCACUGUGAAACAGCAUCGGUAAAGCCUCCCGCACCCAACAUCAGAGAGAAUAUAUCGAGAUCACCAUCAACUGACAUAUCGGUCCUCAUUGAGAACCAGAAGUGAUGUUACGAUGAUGCAAAGCUUUCAUCCGUGGAGGUGCAGUUGGUUGAACUCGGCUAGGCGUGGUCACUGCUUGGCGCUGGUCGCCCUGGCAAUAGUCCUAGAGAUUCAGGCUCAAGCCGCGGAAUGCCCGCCAACGGAGACGAUCCCCGGAUGCCCGUGCUACAAUUUCGAGGAUGGUUUGUUCCUGGAGUGCGCUGGUGCUACCGAAGAGAUGCUGAGUUCCACGCUACAAGGUGUCCUCAGCGCCGGAGGAACAGAUACGCUGGUGCAGUCGCUGAGCGUCUACGAGCUUGACAGGACGAUCGAGGAGCUGAAGGAAGUAGCGUUUCCGCCAGGUUCGCAAAUCCGAUAUUUACAGAUAUCCCACUCAGCGAUACGAGAGGUGAGCGAAACAGCUUUCAAAAAUCUGAGACAGAGCCUGGAAUCUCUGGCUUUGGUGUCCGGGCGACUACCGCAAGUCCCCCAGAAAGCUUUGACUGAUCUCCAUAAGCUAGCGGCACUGGAUCUCGAGGCAAACCUGAUACAGGACCUGCCCUCGUUUUGCUUCUACGGUCUAAAGUUGAUGAAACUCAGUGUGAAGGGUAACCAAAUAUCAAAGAUAUCCGAGUACGCUUUUGCGGGUUUGGAAGAAAACCUGAGCAACCUUGACUUGGCGGAAAACAAACUCAAGAUUUUUCCCAUGGCACCGCUAAGGAGACUCGAGAAUCUUGCCUCCCUUAGAUUGGCGUGGAACGAAAUAUCCGAACUCCCUAACGACGGGUAUUCAACCCUCGGUUCCCUGCUCAUGCUGGAUCUGAGCAGUAACAAUUUUGACAAGCUUACCGAGGACUGCUUUCGGCCGUGCCCAAUACUCCACACGCUUUCCCUGUACUAUAAUUCCAUCGAGACGAUACACAAGGAUGCCUUUGUCUCUCUAAAGGACUUGGAGUCCAUCGACCUCAGCCACAACAAAAUCGUCUUCCUUGACGUAGCUACCUUCAGAGCAAACGACCGCCUCCGCACCAUAGAGCUGAGCCACAACCAUGUUCACUACAUCGGUGGAGUAUUUGCCAAUCUCCCAGAACUGCGGGAGUUGUAUCUGGCAGAAAAUAACAUUCUGGAUAUACCAAGCGAUGCAUUUGCAGGAAGUGUCAGCCUAGCUGUUGUUUACUUGCAGCAGAAUGCAAUUCGGAGGAUAGACGCUAGAGGCCUAGUGACAUUGAGCGAGCUCGCCCAACUGCAUCUGAGUAAUAAUUACAUCGAGAAAGUUCCCAAAGAAUUUUUAGAACACUCAGAAAACUUGUCCUCCUUGUCGUUGGACGGUAAUAAAAUCCGCGAGUUGGAUGUUGGCACUUUUUCAAAGCUGCGACAACUGCGUGAACUCCGGCUCCAAGAUAACCAAAUAAAAGAGGUUAAGAGGGGGGUGUUUUCACCACUUCCGGUACUUCUUGAACUACACUUGCAAAGCAAUGCCAUAACGAAUAUGGAAACUGGUGCUCUUCGGACUUUGCACAGUCUUCAACACGUCAAUUUGCAAGGGAAUCUCCUUACCGUUCUCGGUGAUGUCUUCCAGCUUUCCUCCGGAGAUUCCAACACCAAUGGAGCCGGCGGAAGUUCCUUGGUAUCUAUCCAGCUGGACAGCAAUGGUCUGGGUGUUUUGCACAACGAUUCGCUGCGCGGACAAGCCUCGGUUCGCAUCAUGUGGCUUGGACAUAAUAAAUUAACCCACCUUCAGGCACCUCUCUUUCGAGACCUUCUUCUCGUCGAACGUCUGUACCUGACCAACAAUUCCAUAUCUCGCAUCGAAGACGCAGCCUUUCAGCCAAUGCAGGCUCUCAAAUUUCUCGAACUGAGCAUGAACCGCCUAAGCCACGUGACAGCAAGAACGUUUUCGGAACUCCACGAGCUCGAAGAGUUGUACCUACGAGACAACGGCCUCAGACGACUUGAUCCUUACGCUCUGACGGCUCUGAAGAAGCUAAGCAUUCUCGAUCUGUCCGACAACCACUUGUCGAUCCUUCACGACGCGAUUUUUCAGGAAGGACUUCCAAUCAAGAUUCUGAACCUGAAAAAUUGCUCGAUUGUCAACGUGGAACACGGCGCGUUUAGGGGUCUGGGCAACCUAACCGAUCUCAACAUGGAGAACAACGCCUUGACGGCAACGGCUCUUCGUCGACUCGACAUUCCUGGCCUUCGCAUACUCGCCGUCUCUGGGAACAACUUCAGCGAGCUUACUGAGCACAGUUUCAACGGCCUACCCGCCCUUCAGACUCUACUUAUGGACGAUACGCACCUGGGCCAAUUGCCAGAGAACAUUUUUGCGAUAAAUCGAAACCUGGCGAAGCUACACGCUUGCAAAAAUUUGCUGAGGCUACUACCGCCGGGAAUUUUCGACGGACUUUUGUCGCUCAGGGAGAUAAGACUCGACGAUAAUCGAUUCCUCGAAAUCCCAUACUCCGCACUCUCCAGCGCUCUGAAUCUCGAAAUACUUUCACUGUCACAGAACCUCCUGGUGACUGUUGACGUGGCAAGUUUCGCCGGGCUAAAAUAUCUCAGAGAAUUGAAUUUGAGCAAAAAUCGCAUCGUAACGAUGUCUGGAUUCGCGACUGCGAAUCUAUCCCGACUUUUGUCGGUAGAUCUGAGCCACAACCACCUGAAUGCUCUUCCGGCAAACUUUUUCGUUCACUCGUUGAUGCUGCGACGGGUCGAUCUUGCUGAAAACAAGUUCCGGCAAAUUCCAGCGGUCGCGCUGUCUGGUCAGAAUCUGCCCAGUCUGGUUUGGUUGAAUCUGACCAGGAAUCCACUCAACAGAAUUCACGAUUUACCCUCGGAGGCGAUGUACCCGCUUCUUCAAGAGAUCCACAUAUCGGGGACUAAUUUAAGCAUAGUCACGUCCCAGGAUUUUGAAGCCUUUCCCGCUCUUUUGCAUCUUUAUCUAAGUCAAAAUUGUAUAUCGAGAAUUUCACCGGGAGCCUUCCGAAGCCUACCAAAUUUGCUCACACUGCACAUGGGGAUGAAUAGCAUGGAAAUCGUACCUCAAGAAAGACUACAGGGCCUCGAGCAUCUCCGGAUACUGAAUCUAACGCACAACAGACUCAAAGAACUAGAGGAAUUUCCAUCCGAUCUCAAGUCGCUCCAGGUGCUCGAUCUGUCUUACAAUCAGAUUGGAAACGUCGGAAAAGUGACAUUCAAGAAUUUAAUCAGCCUUGUAGAGUUACACUUGUACGGAAACUGGAUAAACGCAAUCGCCAGCGAGGCGUUCAGACCUUUGAAGAAGCUUCGGUUGCUGGACUUGAGUAGAAAUUACUUGGAAAAUUUGCCGUUGAACGCCUUCAGGCCCCUAGAGACGCAGAUACGGAGCCUAAGAGCCGAAGAAAACCCUCUUCACUGUGGCUGCGAGUCCCAGGAGUUGUGGGAGUGGUUGCGGGAUCAUCAGAAGCUGGUUGGUGGUGUGGGUCGAGGGCGAGGCCGAGGUAGGGGUGGAGUAGGAGUCGGUGACGUCGAAGGAGGAUUAUUGCGAUGCGAGCAGCCCCCAGAGCUCCGUGGUUUGGUAUUCCUCGACCUUGACCCGCACGCCUUCUGCUCAGCGCCUUUGGUGUUAAAGCUGGCGAUCCAGGACAUCCAACCUUUUUCGGUCCUCGUCUCCUGGCAGAGCCGUAACCACUCGGGUCUCCACGGAUACCAAGUGGCUUAUCACGCCCUGGACAACGUCGACGAGGUACGAGGCAAGCUACUCGAUCCCAAGGCACGUUCGGUGAAACUGUCGAAACUCGCCUCGGACACCAGGUACCUCAUCUGCGUCCUUGGUCUUGGAAGCUGGGGGAGCCCGAUACCGGAAGGAAUUUCAUCCUGGCAGUUGAACGCCUCCCACGACGACGUCAUCGAGGGUUCUGCGCUUCCGGUUAUGGUCGACUCUCCCAUGAGCCGUUGCACCGAGGUAAGGACCCUGGAUGCUCCGGACUCGAUCGUCGGAGAUGGGGCAGUCGGGGACCGUGGAGGACUGGCCAGCAUCCUGACCCGGAGACUGGGCCUGAUAGUCGGCAGCUGCAUGGGCUUCGUUGUAUUUGUCGUGCUGGUUUCGGUUCUGGGUUACAUGAAGAUGAAAAAACAGAGAGCUGCCAUAAAGCGAGAGCAGCCUCUCCCAACCAAUCCGCCGGAGUAUAUGUCUUAUCGGCACUUCUCUCUCCAAGGUGCUGAUCGCGGAGAAAGUUCCUGUCCAAGUUUCAUCAGCAAUAUUGGAACCACAUCCCUGAACUCGUAGCCAAAGGCCUCCAAGUCUCACCGAAGCCCAAGUGAGCACGAGAUAGAGAUGAGCAACAUCUCUAAUUGUAGUCAGAUAUUUCGUUGACUGAUGUCUGAAAGGAAUUGGGUGAAUAAUCGUGCUUGCGUAGGUAAUACAACCUUGGUGAAUAAUCUGUGAGAUUGGAGGCUCCUUUUCAAAAUACUUACUACUCUAUAAUCAUCAAAUUUUAACGUGAACUGUGAUGAUAUUGCAAAAACGUUUUCGUGCUUUAAGUAUCCACCCCUGGAUCACAAAGUCGUGACGUAGUUUGGUGAGAACCUAAAAGUUCUGAGGCUGUUUAAAUAUACGUCGAUAUUACGACGGUAACGUGAAGUGACAAUUGUGUUUUAAAUUGAGAACAGCCAAGAACAAUGAAUGUAAAGUAGGUUGAAUUACGUAUUCAACUACAGGAAUCGUCAGAUAUAAACAUGUUUUAAAAUAUAAGUGCAAAAUGUUAAAAAGAAAAGUGUAAUCAUCGAGGACCUUAAAAAUCUAAAAUUGAUUUACGAAAGACAAAUUUAACGUAAAAAAAGUACAUCAACCGUUUAAAUUAAUACAUUAUGAAUAGCUAAUGAAUUGCGGGUAAAGAAGGAAACAAACUUAAAAUUAUGAUCAAUUUGAACAAGUGUUGUGAGUAUGCCAAAAAGGGAAAAAAUGAAUUUAGCAAAUGCCAUGAUCAUAUUGGUUUGGAGUGUAUUUAUGACGUUGAAAUUAUACAUGCGUAAUGAUGGUAUAUAAAAAGACAAUUUAAUUUUUGACUUUCGUACGAAGACUGAUGAAAAUUUUUUUUUUUUUUUUUUCUACACACAGUUGAAGCUGACGUAUCGGUGUGUAAUAGGGAACGUUUGUACAUAAAUUAUAGCAUAAAGACAAGCAACAACUUGUCAGAUUUCACGCAGAAUACCCAGUUCAAACAUACUAACACAUCUAAAGUGCUGUAGCCAGAGAAAUGGAAAAAAACAACAAUCGUAAAUACGUAUUACGUUAUACAAGACGAAAUAAAUAUAAUAUAAGUAUAUGGAUAUAUGUAUAUUUAAAUAUAUGUAUUAUACAUACGUAACAUUUAGAAGUCCAGUAACAAAGUAUACCUACACCUAGUUUUGUCCUCCGUUUGCGACGCUUAAGGUUCAACCAUUAAACCAUAACUUGACCAAUACUCAACAAAGCAAAAACAAUCUUGUCACAAAACUAAUGUGGCCGCCACCAUCUCACUUGAAGUUUUAUUUCGGUCACAGAAUCGUUUCCAACUUUCAUUAUUUCUUUAUCGGUACAUCAGGUGAUGUGAAAUUGUGGCAAGAAUACGGUUUGAUAGUGAUUUUUCGUUCGGCUAGCUCGUCCGAAACUCAACAACGCGAAAACCACC
Molecule: messenger RNA, 5912 nt
Organism: Diprion similis
Lineage: Eukaryota; Metazoa; Arthropoda; Insecta; Hymenoptera; Diprionidae
Product: protein artichoke
Exons: 6
Coding region: 296-4528 (1410 amino acids)
Molecular function (GO): protein binding
Source: RefSeq, a predicted model, not a curated record